AUGGAGAGCAGAAAACGCAAGGCCGAUGAUGAACUCGAUCCCAGCAUUGCCGAGAGCGUGUCAGAUGUCAAUCCUGCUACGGUUGACAGCGUGCCUGGGGUCGAUUCCAUGACUGCUAACAGCGUCCCUGGGGCCGAACCCAUUACGGCUGACAGCAUUUCCAAAGUCGAUCCCGCCAUGGCCGCUUACAUUGAGAAGAGACGCAAAGAAAAGGAAGACUUUCUGAUACGGCAGGGAAGGGCAUUGUGGGCGAAUUACUGGAUUCCGAGAGAAAAACAGCUCUCCAGGCCUUUCGGGCCACUGCCAAACCAUCCAGAGGUGAUCGAGGUCUGGCAACGUAAUGAGGCGGACCAAGAAACUGCAUCCUCAGAAUUCCCCCCAAAUGGAAUAACUGAUAAGAACCCUCCUCUUUCUUACGACGUCAUCGCAAGUAUACUCUGGAUGACCAAGGGUCAUUGUCCCAAGGCGCAGGCGUGGUUGAAGAGCCAUGAGAUGGACAGAUUGUUGCGCGGUAAUGUGAUAGUGAGGCACUAUGGACGUGAGAACCUGAGAAAGCAGGCGCUUCAAAACCGGUAUCAGAUGAAUCUUGCUCUGCAGAAGGUGGCCAUGAGGUCCGCGCAAGAGAUGGAUGAUGUUAAGGAAAACCAGGAAAAUGAGGCUACUACCCCUUGGGACAGAAUCUUGGCAGCUCAUGACAGACUUCGAAAGGCGAUGGGUGAACCUGAGGUGUUUGCGCAUGAGAUUCUAUUGUGGUAG
This is a messenger RNA of Aspergillus welwitschiae, 756 nucleotides long. RefSeq lists its product as uncharacterized. The transcript has 2 exons. Lineage: Eukaryota; Fungi; Ascomycota; Eurotiomycetes; Eurotiales; Aspergillaceae. The coding region runs from base 1 to 756 and encodes 251 amino acids. The record is from RefSeq and is a predicted model, not a curated record.